AUGUCUCGAUUAACCGAAGACAGUAUUGGUGAUAUCAAUUUCGCUUCUACCCAAAUGCAAGGAAGAUUGGAGGAAUUUGAUGAAGUAAGUAAAGAAGAAGAGAAUAUGAAGAAAAGGAUUGAACGCUUGAGGAAGUUUAAGAAUAUGGAUACAAUCCCAAAUCACACGCGUGGUCUUCAGAAUGGAAAUUUAGAAAGUAAAAACAAAGAUACGUCUAUCACUAAACCUAAACGAAGACCUAAAAAAGAUAAAAAUCGAAUUAAAAGUUUGACUUCGUUAAUGGAAGAGACGUAUAAUAAAGGGAAAUCGUUUCAGGAGCUUAAUCAGAAGCUGGGGCAAAAAGAUGUUCAGCUAUCAAUAUUUCAAUAUUUUUCAGGCCACAAGGAAAAGAUUGGAGAUAUUUUGAAGAGAAUAGAAAGUAUCGAAAAGAGGAAAUUAGAACUGUCUGAUCUUCCUGAAACAGAACAUGAAUCAAGAAUAUUGUACACCAAGAAAGAAUGGACUGACAUUAUUAAAAGAAUCAGGUUACGAUUUCCAGAAUUGUCAUCCAGGACCAAGAAGAGUCUUAAAUAUAUCACCCAUAAAAUUCAAAUCCAAAACCAAUCGCAGUUAAUAUCAGAGUAUCCAAAAAAUAAUAGUAGCAUAUGGUCGCAAGCAUCUGCACCUCCAGAUACGGAGUUUUCGGAUGAAGACUUGAAAUGGUUGUAUGAUUUGACUUCUGAACAAAUAAUUAAUGAGAGUACGAUAUUGCAAAAUGAUUUAGAAGAGUCAGAUAACGAAAGCCCCUUUGUAAUGACAUUAUCGCAAGUAAUGAAUACCACAAAAUCUGAGGAUACUCAUGACAGUGAAUUUGAUGUAGUUCUGGAUUCGUCGCCUGAGCCCAGUCCUAUACGGGUAAGCUUAAGCCGUAGUGGUGAGCAAUCUGAUAAAGCUCUCCAUCUAACGGAUCAAAAGAUUCAGGUCAAAAAUUCGAUCUAUGAUCCCGAGUUUAAUGGCAACGAAUUUUUCUCUCAUCAAAAGGACUCAGUAGAAACCGCUGUGUCAAUUGAUAGCUUUCCAUUUGUUCAACCGCGGCAGAGAGAAUCGAUAACAGGAGAUCUAGUUGAAGUAUCAGAAGAUAAUUUUCAAAUAUCCCAAACUGCACGUAGACAGCCUCAAGCAAUACAUGGCACGCAAGAAACACCGAUCGAAAUAUCCUCCAGUUCAAUAAAUAGAGGUAAAACAAAGUUAAUAACUGAAGGGGACCCUAUGUCUCAUAAUGAAGAGGAAGAGGUCAUAAUAUCGUCCCCUAUGAAAGAUUCAGAAUUAUUUAAGACUCCGACAAAGAGAGCUCCUGGGAGUAAAAAUAUAAUGUCAUCUCCAUUUCGACUGCAUUGUAAUAGCUCACCGCUUCUGAUACGAUCUAAUAGUGUUACACCCAGAUAUGAGAGAAUUGUUUCUGAGGAAUCAUCUGCUUAUUCUACUGCCAAAUCUAAAUUCAAGCUCUCUUCAGCACAGCCAAUUCCUUCUCAAUAUCAAUUUGAAGAUAGCGAAGAAGAAGCUAUAUUUUCUUCUAUGCCAACACGUCAGGCCCAUAACAAACGCAAAUUAUAUCACACAUCUCGAUUGUCAUUUGGUGGAGGUUUAAAUGUUAAAUUAAUGAAUGAAAAUAACAAAGUUAAGAUCAAGACAAUUGAAACCAAACGUCAGCCUGUUGAUUCGGAGAAUGAAAUAUGUGAUUCUGAAGAUGAAGGAAAGCAUGACAACAGUUUAAGCGUGAUUGAAAUUACAAGAGAAGUUGAGGAUACGGAUGAUUUGGUAAAUCUAGGACGCAAUCCCAGAAAUGAAAAUGAUACUUCAGUUUUGCAAGUACCGUCAAGUCCACAGAUUGAUAAUUCUAAUGUUCUAGGACUGUUGCAUACGUCACAAGCUGCUGAUUCCGCAUUUGAUUCUGAGAAAAUACACGAAGACCAUAUUCAUUCCAACGCUUUAGAACCAACUCAAGAUGAAUUUAAUAAUAUGUCGACAAAAGACUUGAAGGCGAAAUUUCAGGAAUGGGGAUUAAAGCCAGUCAAAGGCAAAGAAAAAAUGAUCCAGAUUCUCUCUGAGACAAAUAAAUUAGUCAGUCAGAGCCAAUUAAAUGACGAUCAGGACAAACCGAUGACUGCAUCGCAGCAUACAAUUAAAGCAAACAUUUAUAACAGAAUUAGCUUCCAUUUGAAACAAAAUCAAUACUGGCUUGAUAAAAUAUUGAGUUUUGAACCAAUUAAUUUAUGUAUGUUGCAAGAAUGGUUAGCAUCAGGUCCAGUAUGUGUCAAGUUAGAAAAAGACGUAUUGGAAAAAUAUUGCGAUGAAUUAGGAAUUACAUAUACGGACAUGAAAUGA
Molecule: messenger RNA, 2364 nt
Organism: Debaryomyces tyrocola
Lineage: Eukaryota; Fungi; Ascomycota; Pichiomycetes; Serinales; Debaryomycetaceae
Source: the annotation of a GenBank genome assembly